UAUAUUAGUUGAUUUCCCUGACAACCCACCAUGUCCACAAAGUAUGACUCGACAAGAUUUGGAUUAUUACGUGGAGCAAUUCAAGAAAUCAGGAUUCAGAGGUCCCUUGAACUGGUAUCGUUCAGUAGAAGAAAACUGGAAAUGGCGAUGCAGUGUACCACACAGAAAGAUCUUGGCUCCUGCUUUGAUGGUGACAGCUUCAUUUGAUGUGGUGCUAACACCAAAAUCAAGUCAACUUAUGGAACCAUGGGUUCCUAAUUUAACAAGGGCAAACCUAGAUUGUGGACACUGGACAAUGGUGGAAAAACCCAAAGAGUUGAAUGAAAUUCUGGUGAAGUGGUUGAAUAAAGUUCACAAGUCACAACCAAGAGUGAUGUCAUUGUUGUAAACAUUUAAAAUAUUACCGAACAUAAUUCAUGAAAGCUGUUCUUUCAUUGAUAAUUUUAAUAAAGAGAAAAAUUACAAUUUUAAAGUAAAUUACAAAUAAAAAAAAUACAAACUGUAAAAACCUGUAUCCAUAGCAACUUGCUUGUACUGCUCCAGCAAAACUACCAUAUAU
Saccoglossus kowalevskii is the source of this 559-nucleotide messenger RNA. RefSeq names its product bifunctional epoxide hydrolase 2-like. The record is from RefSeq and is a predicted model, not a curated record. Gene Ontology annotation, molecular function: catalytic activity. NCBI's taxonomy places the organism in Eukaryota, Metazoa, Hemichordata, Enteropneusta, Harrimaniidae.